Python bivittatus (Burmese python) is the source of this 2441-nucleotide messenger RNA. The record is from RefSeq and is a predicted model, not a curated record. Lineage: Eukaryota; Metazoa; Chordata; Lepidosauria; Squamata; Pythonidae.
AUGAUCAAGACGGACCUGCGUUCAGGAAGGAGGCGGAGCCCGCGGGGCAUCUGCCAAUCGGAAGCCGACUGGUGGGAAAAGCCGAGGCAAGAGGGCAGGCUUCAUAGAGAUAGUAAAGGUGUAGAGGUAGACGACAUCCACAAGCUCAGCCAGGCCGUGGCAGCGGCCCACACCUUCUUCUCGGCCAAUCCGGACCACGUGGAGAUGAAGCAGAAUCUGGGCUAUUACCAGAUGAUGGCUGGCGUCAAAGAGUCGGACUUUGUCGAUUUGGAGGCAAAGCCCCACAUGGAAGAUUUCCACCAGGGCGUGAGUUACUACACGGAGGAGAAGCCUCUGGCAGCCGUUUUGCACCUGGAGAAGGCGCUGGAGGGGUACUGGGCGGCCGACGAGGAGUGCCGCGCCCUCUGCGAAGAGCCGUACGAUUACGAAGGGUACAACUACCUGGAGUACAGCGCCGAUCUCUACCAGGCCUUUAUUGAUCACUACACCCAAGUGCUGAGCUGCAGGCAAGGCUGCGUGACCGAGCUGGCGCUGGAGGCUGGCCACGAGAAGCCCGUCAAGGACUUCCUCCCGUCGCACUUCGACUACCUGCAGUUUGCAUAUUACAACAGCGGCAACUACGAAAAGGCCAUCGAGUGCGCAAAGACGUAUUUGCUCUUCUUCCCCGACGACGAGGUGAUGAAGCAGAACGUGGCGUAUUACACGGCGGUGCUCGGGGAGAACCUGGCCAAGCUGAUCGGUCCCAGAGAGAAAGUCCAGAUUUAUCACCGGCGCAGUCUGCUGGAGAAGGAAUUGCUUUUCUUUGCGUACGACGUCUUUGGGAUCCCUUUCAUUGAUCCGGACACGUGGACCCCGGAAGAAGUGAUCCCGAGGAGGCUUCAAGAAAAGCAAAAGGUGGAACGCGAGACGGCGGCUCGGAUCUCGGAGGAGAUUGGCAAUCUCAUGAAGGAGAUCGAGACCCUGGUGGAAGAGAAAACGAAGGAGUCUUCCGACAUGAGCAAACUCCUACGGGAAGGGGGUCCAUUGGUGUACGACGGGCUCACCGUUACCAUGAACUCCAAGGUCCUGAAUGGGUCCCAGCGCGUGGUGGUGGACGGGGUCCUUUCUGAAGAAGAGUGCCGGGCGUUGCAAAGUCUCACCAACGCAGCUGCUUCUGCUGGGGAUGGUUAUAGGGGGAAGACUUCGCCCCAUACACCCAGCGAGACCUUUUACGGUGUGACCGUCUAUAAAGCCCUCAAGCUGGGGCAGGAGGGCAGAGUCCCCAUGCAGAGCGCAUACCUCUAUUAUAACGCCACCGAGAAGGUCCGACGGGUGAUGGAAUCCUAUUUCCGCCUCGACGUGCCUCUGCAUUUCUCCUACUCUCACCUGGUGUGCCGGACAGCCAUAGAAGACAAGCAGGAGGACCGGACCGAUCCCAGCCACCCGGUGCACGUGGACAAUUGCAUCCUGAACGCCGAGGCCAUGGUGUGCGUCAAGGAGCCCCCUGCGUACACCUUUCGGGACUACAGCGCCAUCCUCUAUUUAAAUGGAGAUUUCGAAGGCGGGGCGUUCUAUUUUACCGAGCUGGAUGCCACGACAGUGACGGCUGAAGUGCAACCCCACUGUGGCCGGACGGUGGGUUUCUCCGCCGGAUCGGAAAAUCCUCAUGGCGUGAAAGCCGUCACGAAGGGCCAGCGCUGCGCCAUCGCCUUGUGGUUUACUCUGGACCCCCGCCACAGCGAACGGGAGAGGAUCCAGGCCGACGACUUGGUCCGGAUGCUGUUCAAAACAGAAGAAACACAGCUGCCCCCCGAGACGGCACCGAGUCCGGAAAAGGCCGAAAUCCCCCCCAAAGAUGGUGCUGCGGAGAAAGAUGAACUAUAACUGAACAUCUGGCCCGCACAGCUGGUGCAAACAGCGGGGAUUUGGGUGCCCUGAAAAACAGGGUGCGGAUCCUGUGUCAGGAGCAAGGGAGCAGACUGGCUAUAAACAGUGCCCCGAAUACAGCGUUGCCCCCCAAAUGCAGAGAUAUCGGGGUACAUCCUUUCCCCAUUCCUUGAACGAUUGGGCUCUCAAAAGGUGGACCACGCACACGAUCUCAGUAUUAUUAUUAUUAUUAUUAUUAUUAUUAUUAUUAUUAUUAUUGCAUUUCUUCUGGGUGGAGCAGCAAACCAGCAGGAAAACGUGCCAUGCGUUCAAAUCCUGGUCACCAAAAGGGCUCAUUUGGGAGGCCCUGGGUCCGCUCGCUGUCUCGCGGCCUCCCUCACAGGGCUGUUGUGAAACCAAGUGGUGGAAUGUCCCCCCCUGUUCACCGCCAGCAAGGUCUAGGGAGGAGGGGGCGAUGCCAACAUGCCAAAUCAAUUGAAGGGGGGAUCCCUGGGCGACUCCCGGGCGGCGCGUCCAGGAGGCACUUGCCAAAUAAAACCACGUGCACACAAAGACGCAGAACGAGCCGCAAACAU